GUGGGCGAGGACGAGGGCGAGGGCACGGCCGGGCUCCUGGCCGGCCAAAGGAGGCUCGCGGAAGCAGCAGCCGCCGCCCGACCGCAGCUGAAUUCUGAAGAUUGAUCCAAGGGACUGUGUUAAUUUCAGGAAUUGAUUUGAAAGACAUUGGCUCUGCCACUUAACAGCCAUGUAACCUUGGUGAGCCAUUAAUAGAGGCAGCACAUACCCCAAGCGGCAAGAGUGGCCCCGCCACGCUCCUUCCCUGCCCAGGAACUGCACUCAGCAUCAAAGCGCCACAGCUUCGAACUGUGUCUAUAUGGAAGAAAGCAGCAGUGUUGCCAUGUUGGUGCCAGACAUCGGAGAACAGGAAGCUAUAUUGACUGCUGAAACGGUCAUCAGUUCAUCAUUGGAAAUUGAUGAACAAAGAAAAGUUAAAACAGAUCCAUUGAUCCAUGUAAUUCAGAAGUUAAGCAAGAUAGUAGAACAUGAAAAGUCCCAAAAAUGUCUUUUAAUUGGGAAAAAACGCUCACGUUCAAGUGCUGCAGCGCACUCUUUUGAAGCCCAGGAACUUUGUGAGAUUCCAGCUAAAGUAACCCAGUCACCUGCUGCCGAGAUUAGAAGGUCAGAGAUGUCACAGAUACAUUUUACCCCUGGCUCUCUUGCCCAGAAUGAUGGGAAGGCUAUGUCUUACCAGUGUAGCCUCUGCAAGUUUCUGUCAUCAUCGUUCUCUGUGUUGAAAGAUCAUAUCAAGCAGCAUGGUCAGCAGAAUGAAGUGAUAUUAAUGUGCUCAGAGUGCCAUAUUACAUCUAAAAGCCAAGAGGAACUUGAAGCUCAUGUGGUAAAUGACCACGAAAGCGAUGCCAACAGUCGCACUCAAUCCAAAGCCCAACAUUGUGUAAGCCCCUCCAACUCUUUGUCUCAGAGACCCACAGAAAGAAAGAAUGAAACCACUUCUGAUACAGCCGUGAGUGCUGACCACCCGCAAACUCCUGCUGCCCAGAAUGCACCCGUGACGGAGAUGGGUAGGCGGAAAUGGUACGCGUAUGAGCAGUACGGCAUGUACCGGUGCUUGUUCUGCAGUUACACCUGUGGCCAGCAGAGAAUGUUGAAAACACACGCUUGGAAGCAUGCCGGGGAGGUUGACUGCUCCUACCCAAUCUUUGAAAACGAAAACGAGCCCCUAGGCUUGCUGGACUCCUCAGUGGCUGCUGAACCUGGUGGGCUAGAUGCAGUAGUCAUUGCUAUUGGAGACAAUGAACUGAGUAUCCACAAUGGGCCUUCGGUACAAGUGCAGAUUUGCAGCUCAGAAACAUUAUCCUCUUCAUCUCCUUUAGAACAGAGUGCAGAAGGCGGAGUUCAUCUAGGUCCGUCAGUUACUCUUGACCCUAACGAGGAAGAAAUGCUAGAGGUGAUUUCUGAUGUGGAGGAGAAUCUGAUUGCUGAUAGUCUGCUUUCAUCUGCACAGAAGAUCAUUAGUAGCAGCCCAAAUAAAAAAGGUCACGUUAAUGUGAUCGUGGAGCGUCUGCCAAGUGCUGAAGAAACUCUCUCACAGAAACAUUUCCUCAUGAAUGCUGAAAUCGAAGAGGGAAAAAACCUGAGCCCAGCAGAAUCCCAGAUGGGGUGUGAGGGAAGAGAUGAAGUUUAUCAUGCUGAUAAAUGUACUGUGGAUAUUGGGGGGCUGAUCAUAGGCUGGAGCAGCCCGGAGAAGAAAGACAGUGAGUUAAUGAACAAAGGACUGGCCACUGAUGAGAAUGCCCCACCAGGCCGAAGAAGAACAAAUUCUGAGUCUCUCAGACUACACUCAUUAGCCGCAGAGGCCCUCGUGACGAUGCCCAUAAGAGCUGCAGAACUGACAAGGGCCAACCUCGGGCACUACGGGAACAUAAACCUUUUAGGUCCAGACACCGGACAAAGGCAAGUAGAUAGUACAUUGGCAGCAUAUUCUAAAAUGAUGUCACCACUUAAAAACUCUGCAGAUGGAUUAACUACUUUUAACCAAAGCAACUCUACGUUGGUAGCACUCCCAGAGGGUAGGCAGGACUUGUCAGAGGGGCAAGUUAAGACAGGCAUCAGCAUGUCCUUACUGACUGUCAUUGAAAAGCUGAGGGAAAGGACAGACCAAAAUGCUUCGGAUGAUGACAUUUUGAAAGAGUUGCAGGACAAUGCCCAGUGCCAACCCAACAGUGACACGAGCUUGUCAGGAAGCAGUGUGGUGGAAUACAUCCCCAAUGCCGAUCGGCCCUACCGUUGCCGCCUUUGUCAUUAUGCCAGUGGAAACAAGGGCUACAUCAAGCAGCACUUGAGAGUCCAUCGGCAGAGGCAGCCAUAUCAGUGUCCCAUCUGUGAGCACAUAGCUGACAACAGCAAAGAUUUGGAGAACCACAUGAUCAACCACUGUAAAACAAGAAUAUACCAGUGCAAGCGGUGUGAAGAGUCUUUUCAUUAUAAGAGUCAACUGAGGAACCAUGAGAGAGAGCAACAUAGUCUUCCAGAUACCUUGUCAGUAGCAACUUCUAAUGAAUCGAGAAUUGCCGGUGAUACAGCUGAUGGAAAAUGUGUUCAAGAAGGGACUAAGUCUUCAGUCCAGAAACAGUAUAGAUGUGAUGUGUGCGAUUAUACAAGUACAACAUAUGUUGGUGUCAGAAACCACAGACGAAUCCAUAACUCUGACAAGCCAUACAGAUGCUCUCUCUGUGGGUAUGUGUGCAGCCACCCUCCUUCUUUGAAGUCUCACAUGUGGAAGCACGCAAGUGACCAAAAUUACAACUACGAACAAGUAAACAAGGCUAUCAAUGAUGCCAUUUCACAGAGUGGCAGGGUUCUGGGGAAAUCCCCUGCAAAGAUGCUCGUAAACAGCAGUGAGGAAAGAGCCGAUCCUGUCACUGGAAGUUCGGGAAAUUUGGUAUCAUCCUCAGAGCUGAUUUCCCAGGUUCCUGGCGAAGUUGUAGGUUCCAACGACAAUGAGAAACUGAGCCCUACAAGUAAUACCUCAUAUAAUUUAGAAAAAAACUCCAGUCUGGCGCCUCCUGGUAUGGAGUAUUGUGUUUUACUCUUCUGUUGUUGUAUUUGUGGCUUCGAAUCUACCAGCAAAGAAAAUCUCUUGGAUCAUAUGAAAGAGCAUGAGGGUGAGAUCGUAAACAUCAUCCUAAAUAAGGACCACAACACCACUUUAAACACAAAUUAGAUUGAAUAACUACUUGAAGAGGAACACGGUAGAAGAGAAAUCCUUUAAACCACGGUUUCACCUUUGUGCUAUCAAGUAACUUACUAGACACAGGAGAAAUAGUUGGUGUGGUGUUUGGGUUUUGGUUUUUGGUUUUUGUGGGUUUUUUUGUUUUUGUUUUUGUUUUUUUUUUUUGAGGAAGAGACGCAUGUGACUUUGGAAGCAAAUUUGCAGUGUAAUAAAAAAUUCCAGGUGGAUACAUGGUAAAGAUAUUUAAAUAUUCUGAGUGAGGGCAAGUGGGUUGAGGAGGAAGCAAAGAUGUAACCCUGUGUUAACCCUGUUACCUCUUCUUAGUGUUGAGUGUAUUUAUUAUUCAAAGCUUAUUAUAGUGUAGAAAUGCAAGCAAAAGAAUUAAGAAAGAGCUUUUCUGGGAACUAUUCUAAAACUUCUUGUUGUAAAAGUGUCACAGUCUUAAACAGAGCUUAGUUUUCUUCUUCAUUCUGAGCUUGGACAUGCCAACUCUAGAGGGACGGGCCUCUUGUGAGGGGUGGGGGGCUGCUGUCUGAGGGGUUUUCACUAUCACCAACAGAGUCAACAAGGAUAAGAUACCAGAGGGCUAUGAAAUGAUCUACCUAAAUCUUUCCCCAAAUCGAUAGGAUUUCAUCAUUUACUCAAUCUAAGAUACAGUACUUUUUUUUAAGAUACAUUACUUAUUAAAAAAGAGAGAGACCUCUGAAUCCAAACCCAGAGUAUAAAUAGGCAUUUAAGAAGUAAAUUAUUGUCUUAAAUUUACAGUGAAUUUCUUGUGAGCGAAGGAGAAAAUAGGUGAAUUCCCACCUGCCUCAAACCAAAUCUGAAGGUUCGUGAAAAUGGGGACUCGUUUAGCACAGCACAUUCCCAAAGACUCUUUUCAAAGUGUUUGACAGAACACCGCAAUUUGCUCCGUUGCCACACAUGCUUUAUAGUCCUCUCUCCCAAACUAUAGACCAAGCGUAGUAUCACAAAGGUCUAUUCAAGCAACAAAGUAUGAAAAUUUGCAUUUGAUCAUCAGAUCUUGGAAGUACUUGGAACUCAAAUAAAAAUCAUUUAGGGGAAGAGGGGCGAAAUUCAAAAGCCCCUUUGAAUGAGUACUGCUGUGGAGAUUUUAUUUCCGGGAGUUUAAUCUAGUUGUUAGCAUAAGAGGUAUAAUCAAAUGUGGCUAAACUAUAGUAAAAAUUCAGGUUGUUUAUAAAACUUUUAAUAACAAACAACAUUUGGCAAGUCCACAGGGUUUCUCCUAUCUAGGAUAUUCCAUUUUGUCAGUGUGCAAUAGGACAUAUGGAAGACCAACUACCAGUGCUUUCGCACUAAAACUCGCCAUCGCACCCAUGUAAUCUUCUCAUUAAUUACACAGUUUGUAUUAUAAUGUGUUUCAAAGAGAACAGGGGUGUUUUUGUUUUCGUUUUGGCUUUUGUUGAACUGAUCGUUUAUUUUUGCAUUGUUUUGUCAAAGUAAAUUCUUCAUACCAGUCAAAAGGCCGGUGCACCAUGCAGUGCACCAUAUUCAUGGUGCUCUUUCUGAACUUGAUUUCUAACAUCUUCUAGUGCUGAGGCUGUGACUCUGAUAAACUCAGAAGACAUUGAAAACAGUUUUUUGAGUGGAAUACUUUGUAGACAUAUUUUAGGAUAGAAUUCCCUUCCCAAAGUCUAGGUAUGGAUUGAAUGAAUUAGUAUUUUUCAGGUCGCAUCAGGAACUACUUAAGUGGGUGGGGCCAGGCCAUCUUGAAACAUUGUUUAAAUUUUUUUUUUUAAUCUCAUGUUGAUGAUAUUUAAACAAACAAUUGAUCGUAACUUGGCGGCUGUUUGAUUUAGGUAUCUUUAUUUAUGGGAGUUAAUACCACUCUGAUAGGUGGUUUUUAAAAAAGAUAAAGUGAAUUUAUACUAAAUUAUAUCACCCAAAUUCACUGCAUAUGGAUUUAUAGUUUCUCCAGUUUUCAGAAUUAAAACACAAUUAUAUUUCGUUUCAAAUUUAAAUAUUUUAAAUGGUUCCAUUUUUAUCACUCAUUCUAAAAAUUAACAACCUUAGUAGCAGGAUUUUGUUUUAUAAAGUUUCCUUGGUUUUAAUUUCAUGUAAUCAUUUGGAAAAUAUUAAUAACCCAAAAAAUCCCAAAAACAUCAAUAGUGAAUUUUUUAAAUUACAUUCAGUUCCCUAAACCACUUCCAUUGAUUGUUACAUAAAUUUCCCAUUUGGAAUCAUGGAUUUAAAAUUUACCUAACUCAUGGAGAAAAAACCCAGAAGUUCAAAACCUUUAAACAUUCAUUUGAUUGUAGCCUAGAAUAUCCUCAAACGCUUUCCCCGGGGCAAUAGGAGGAGCCAUAUACCAUGGGUGUUCCAUACCUUCCUGUUACCAUUUUGUGGCAAGCCUUAAGUGAACACUGUCUCUACCAAGAACAGUUGAACAUUUCUAAAAGUAAUAGUGAAGGCUAAGUAUGCAAUUUUAAUUGUAGAAGAGAUAGGUAUUACACUAAUAGCAGGAAUUCUCUUUAUAGGAAUAACAUUUUACUUGUAAUAGAUCUUUUGCCGUAAUAAAGCUCAUAGUAUUUGUUUCCCACUCUGAACACUUUACACAGUUCUAAGAUUUGAUAGUAAAAAUGGUUUUUAAAAGAAACGUACUGAAUGCAAGGCAAAGGUGGCGAGGGGGCAAGACGAUGCAUUCUGGUCAUUGUAAGUAAUACUUUCAGGGGGCCAACGUUUUCUCUCCUCCUCUAAUAACCCCAGAAGAUGGUGGGCGGCCCCAGUGUUCUCCCAGUGCCCUGCCUGUAGAUUUUAGUUCUGUGUCCGGCCUGCGGGGUGUACGGACACUGACAGAACAGAAGCCUUUGUUCUAGAUCUCUCAUCCUAUUCGAGGUAGCUCUUGGUGGCUUCUUUAUUUUCUUUGUCUUUUCUCACAAAGCAGAUGGUGGGCACCCAUGUUUACAUUGUAUCUUCCCACAAUGUACUUGGCUUGACAAAGACAAGCAGGCUUCUCUAUUGAGACUUAUUAUAUUUUUAGUUUUCAUAGACACUUAUUUAAUCUUUUUAUUGUACAGCAAGGUGCUCUAAGUAAUAUUCUAUAAAAUAUAUUUAAUAGAAAUUUGAGUUUGAUAUUCAUGGACAUGAAUACAUGUAUUUUUUUAAGAAAUGAGUAUUGUGUAACACUAUGGCAUUGCUUCUAUAGCCAAAGUCUAAAAAAUUCUGGAACACUGACAUGUAAAGACUACAGUUAAUUCUGACACUGUAUCUUAUUAAAAUAGGAUGAUUUGCAUUUUGUAAAAUUAUCCUGCACAUCGAGCUGCAUGCCUUAAAGCCUAAAACUCUAGGAUUGUGUUCAUGGUAGGACAGUUUAUCUGUUCAACAAACAGUGAAGCAAGGUCUAUAGUGCUUCUUUAACUACCUUUGGAAAUACUGUACAAUGUUAGAAUAAUUUAUUUUGCUUUACAGGAGUUUGUCAUGUAUUGACUUUAAUAUUGUAUUUUGGUAAUAAAUUUUUU
Messenger RNA from Callorhinus ursinus (northern fur seal), 6654 nucleotides. It is a transcript of the gene ZNF507, whose product is annotated as zinc finger protein 507. Gene Ontology annotation, biological process: positive regulation of transcription by RNA polymerase II. The record is from RefSeq and is a predicted model, not a curated record. Gene Ontology annotation, cellular component: nucleus. Lineage: Eukaryota; Metazoa; Chordata; Mammalia; Carnivora; Otariidae.